Ectocarpus siliculosus is the source of this 789-nucleotide messenger RNA. The record is from the annotation of a GenBank genome assembly. Lineage: Eukaryota; Phaeophyceae; Ectocarpales; Ectocarpaceae.
GCCUCUUCUUCCGUGUCUCUGCUCUCUGCUUCUGUCUCCCGUGUCUCUGGAGUGGCACAGCAGGCAGGGAGGCAAAGAUGGCUAACAAGGCAACUACGGAUGCCAUCCAGCAAGACUGGAAGGAGAGAGAGAUGAUCGAGGUGGUUCAUCUCAAUAUUCUCAAGUUGUUUCAAGCCUGGUUCCGCUCGUCCUGUUCAAGAUCACCAAGUUCUUGAACGAGUUCGAGGUGUCCGUGCGCUACAAGCUUUCCACGCUGGCGGAGCGGGUGGGGUCGUUGGAGCGACAUCUCGAGUACUGCGAAACCGCGGUCAAGGACAGGCAACAGCUGCAGCGGUUCGACUCGAGUUCGAGGGUCGACGGUGCUCAUGGGAGAUGAUUUCGAUGGGCUUGGCUUGGCUGGCUUUGUGCGUCGGCGCGCGUUUGAGUGCUGGUGGUUCUGUGGUUGACGAGUUUUAGGUUCUACCCUUAACGAUUUAGACAAAUGUUGCAUCAGGAGCUUUGGCCGCCUGGCGCACGAACGGCACGCCAUAGGUCGGCCAUUCAUUGUUUUCCAGAAGGGUCUGACGUAUGUAGAUUUUUUCAUGAUUUGUGUGUCGUGCAUUGAAGGUUUUGUAUUCUGGCGCGUUGUCCCUUAAGUCUGGUGUAUUGAGUCGCUCGGAAAGCUACUGGCAGUGUUGCAACGGGGUUGAACAAGCGAUGCGUUCUUAUCAAGCUGGCGGCAUGGUACUCCCGCGGCAAAGAUUGAGAAGUACGUCGUGGAAGGCCGUAUGCAGCUUAGGUGCUGAAUUU